AUGCAGAAGCCACUUUCAGAUGAGGAGCGUGCAGCCAAAGAAGCCCGUUUACAGGAGCUCUGCAGCCAAAUGAACGCGUUAGGUGGAGCUUCUUCGUCGACUGCGAACCCUUCCGAAACAUCGGCCAACGCGUACGCCUGUGAUGAUGGGCAGCACAGCGACGACGAGGAGGAUGACGAAUUCCUGCAGGAAGCCGAGCGCGCGCACGAGGCGGCGGCGGGUGUCUACAUGUGCGCAAAGCCGAUGGGGGAGCUGCUGGGUGAGACUGUUGCGACAGGCCCGGGAGCCAGACGCUGCACUGUCGGUGACUUUGAGCUGCUGCGGUUGGCGAAGAUGGGCGACCUUAUCUCCUUCACGGAGUUCGCAGCUGUCAUUGGGGCAGACCCCACCACUUUCCGCGACAACCACGAGCGCAACGCACUGCACUACGCCGCAGACAGCGGAGACAUCGCAAUGCUGCAGCACCUCAUCGAUAGGAAGGUGCCCUACACGAAGGAUGAGAAGGGGAUGACACCAGUGGACAUUGCGGCAUUGAAUCAGCACGAGGCGGCGGUGAAGCUGCUGGCGGCGGCGUUUCCGCAGGCUGCCGAGGCACUGAAGAGUUACGAAGAAGCUGUCGAGGCAUUCGCGCGACCCCCACCGCGGUUCACCAUGACGAAGCCUGUUCCACCUGCACCGAAAGAAUCUCGUCCACACAUAUUCUGGAAGAAGGACGAAGGUGAUACUACUACUGCUGCUGCUGCUUCUGUCGUCACUAACGAGGGAGUUGCGGUUUCACAACUUGACGCUACACAGCAUGAGUGGAUUAUACGCGCUCUGAGCGGUAUGACACUUUCGCACGGAAGCCACGGAUUCCACAACUGGCUUCCACCCGCCGAAGCGGCAACGCUAAGCGCCGUUCUUCCUCACGCAACAGUGGUGGGCGCGACGCAAGCGGUGGAGGGAGAAGAUACGAUCUGCGGCGUGGUGCUUGCAGUGCCGCUGGGUGGCUCCCUUAUAGGUAAAAACGGUACUGUCAACAUGAAGAAUACAUUGUUGGUGACGCAGUUAGCGGUGCAUCCCUCAAGGCGUGGCGCCAACGUGGCAGCGCUUCUGAUGGCAGAGUUGCAGCGCUUGUUGCGGGAAGCUGGUAACUCCUCUGUUGUUUUCCACAGCGCGCUUCAAUUACCAGUUCCAGCUGUUGGCCUCGUGAAAUGGUACCGGCGGUCAAUUGUGCCCUGCAGUGCGCUCCGUCACCGCUACGCAGCGGAGGUGUUCCCUGAUUUCUAUCAGUACGACGACGUGUUGCGCGCCGACAUUGUCACGAAAAACGCACUGACGAAAGCCUUCCGCGACCAGAAGUUACCACACUGUGAGUCUUGGUGUACUGUGGACCGCACCAGCGGUGAGCAGUUAAAUUUUCUGCUUGACUUUGUCGUUCGACACGCACCUACAAUGUUUGAUUUCGCUUAUGUGCCCGAAAACACCGAGGACAUGCUUGCAUCUGUGAUCGCAGAUGGACUCAACGCCUUUGUGUACGUGUCACCAGUGACUGGUGCGAUUACAGACCUGGUUGUCUUACGCCUUCGUAGUUCGGACGCUGAGACGAAUGCGCAUAAGACCGCUGCGCAGUGUGUGUACUCCAUCUUCACCACCUUUAAGGGAACUGAAAAGGCGGAGGAGGUGCUCAUCCUUGCCGAGAUGCUGAAAUGCGAGACGGUGCUCAUCCCGAGCAUGUUUGGCUUCGUCGACAGCGACUUGAGCAAGGCCAUGUUUGAGGAGUUGCUGGCGUCCCGUGAGUACCUCUACGUGCUGAAAGCCCCAACUGAAUCCGUGGUACCGCCAACGCCACUCUCGAAGGUCGCCAUUCCCUGCACAUUUAUUUAA
Messenger RNA from Trypanosoma grayi, 1866 nucleotides. RefSeq lists its product as hypothetical. Bases 1 to 1866 code for a protein of 621 amino acids. NCBI's taxonomy places the organism in Eukaryota, Euglenozoa, Kinetoplastea, Trypanosomatida, Trypanosomatidae. The transcript has a single exon. The record is from RefSeq and is a predicted model, not a curated record. Gene Ontology annotation, molecular function: protein binding.